Molecule: messenger RNA, 1095 nt
Organism: Cotesia congregata
Lineage: Eukaryota; Metazoa; Arthropoda; Insecta; Hymenoptera; Braconidae
Source: the annotation of a GenBank genome assembly
AUGGAUAUUUUAUGGAAUCAACUGGAAUUACAACGCCCGCCAACGAGUUCUUGGAAAACAACAGAAGAUGAAUUCGAUACAAAAAAAUUUUUAAACACAUUAAAUAAAAUAUACAAUGAUAUUAAGUCACAGAACUUUUUACGUAAUGAGGCAACAAUUUUAAGUCGAUUGAUAUACAGAAUGAAAACAAAAUUUAGAAAUGACAAAGGUUUAAAAAAUAUGGAAAAAGUUAAUCGUGCAUUGCUUAAUUAUUUAAAAUUGACACUUGAAAAUGAAUACCAGUAUUUAAUCGACAAUACCGUAAUAAGUAGCACUGUUAGUUUACCUACAAAACAAAUGCUUCAGUAUGUUUUAAUAAGAACUCAAGGAUUCGCUAAAUUGAUGUGCAGGAUAGAAAAUGUUUCAAAAUGUGCAGCUACUUUUUUUCGAGGAAGAAUUCAAAUAGGACAUGCAUGGACCCCAUCAACUAUAGCUUAUGCAAUUCUUUCCAGAAUAUGGAUACUGUCUAGACAUCUUGUGAAAAAAUGUUGUUUUUGGUAUAAUAAAAUAUAUUCAUACAAUGAAAAAUUAAAAUUAGUUGGGAUUCAAUGGAUGCCUCCUAAUUAUUUCUUACCAGAAGAUUUAAAGACGUGGCUUUCAGUAUCAUGGAUUGAUGAACCAAUUCAAAGUUUACCAGUUGAUGAAAAUUCAUCUGAUUCUAUAUUCAGCCUGAUAAAGCCUCAAGAUGAAUCAACUGAUGAAAAAAAUGAUUUAUCAAUCACUGAGAGUCAUGAAUUUCAAGAAGAACCGAUGAAAGAGAUUAAACAAGAAGAAAUUGGUGUGCCUAUAUCGCGUGAAUCUUUUUCAUCAGCUCCAGAAAUAAAAAAAUCGCCGAAGAUUACUAAGAAAAUGAGUGUUAAGAAAAUUGAAACAGAAAAAGAUUUAAAUUUAUUAUUAACUCUUGAUUCUUAUCUCGGAAUGGACAAAUUACAAUGGAAUAUAAUGAAAAACACAAUUAAAAAAAAGUUAAUUAAACUGAGUAAAUGUAAAAAAGAAGAAAAAAAGAAAUUUUUACUUGAAAAGACAAUUCAAUUGAUCCACGACAGCGUAAUGUGA